AUGGCGAGUGCAUGCGUUGGAUCCGCUCUCACAUCAUUAGUUGUUACGCCGUUUGAUGUUGUGAGGAUAAGGCUGCAACAGCAAGAAAUGCUUUUCCCUCCAGGAAUAAAGGAUGCUGCCGAAUGCUGCCGGAAGGUGUUUUGGGCGGGAGAUGGGAUUGUGACGGCGACUGGUAAAAAGUAUGCGUUUUGUCUGGAGAACAGUUGUGUCAACGAUGCGAAGAUAACGGGCACAAUGUCUGGAAUAAGAAAGAUCAUGUCCAAUGAGGGAUUGGGUGCACUUUACAGAGGGUUGGCGCUAACACUGAUAAUGUCCAUACCGUCAAACGUUGUGUAUUUCAGUGGCUAUGACAUACUUCGAGACAGUUCUCCUUUAGAAUAUUCUCACCCUGUAAUCAAUCCCUUACUUUGUGGAGCAUUUGCAAGAAUAUUGGCGGCAACAUCGGUGGCUCCUUUGGAAUUGAUUAAAACUAGACUGCAGGCAGUUCCAGUAUCACAUAGAAAUACCAGGUCAUCAGUGAUCAUGCAAAUGGUGAUGAGAAACACCUGGAAAGAUAUGACGGAGGGUGGAAUCUCAAGUAUUUUUAAGGGAUUGCAAUUAACGUUGUGGAGGGACGUCCCCUUUUCAGGUAUUUACUGGGCUGCAUACGAGUCCCUUUCAUCCUGGUUGAAGCGCACAGAUCUUCUCAACGAGGCCAAGGACGACGAUCCUAAAAUCAAUACUAGCAUCUUCAACGGAACAAUAUUCGCAAGAUCUUUUCUUAGUGGAUCGUUGGCUGGAGUCACCGCUGCAUUUUUUACCAAUCCAUUUGACGUUGGUAAAACCAGAUUCCAGGUGGCCUCGGAGGACGAGGCCAGAUAUGGAACUCUCUCGUCACUUGUCAAUACUUCACAGGGGGUGCUUCAAAAUUUAGAGAGCAGAGAGUCAAUGUUCAAGUUCCUAUACUCAAUUUACAGAAACGAGGGUAUCGGCGCAUUAUACGUGGGCAUUAUUCCCCGCUGCUUGAAAAUAGCACCAGCCUGUGCGAUUAUGGUAUCUUCCUACGAAGUGAGUAAAAAACUCUUCAAGAACCUACGAGAAUCUAAAAGGGUUUAA
Brettanomyces nanus is the source of this 1095-nucleotide messenger RNA. RefSeq lists its product as uncharacterized. NCBI's taxonomy places the organism in Eukaryota, Fungi, Ascomycota, Pichiomycetes, Pichiales, Pichiaceae. Gene Ontology annotation, biological process: mitochondrial transmembrane transport. The record is from RefSeq and is a predicted model, not a curated record. Bases 1 to 1095 code for a protein of 364 amino acids. The transcript has a single exon.